Molecule: messenger RNA, 1044 nt
Organism: Adineta ricciae
Lineage: Eukaryota; Metazoa; Rotifera; Eurotatoria; Adinetida; Adinetidae
Source: the annotation of a GenBank genome assembly
AUGUCGAUUAACUGUUCGAACAAUGGUCAACUGAUAUUCAAUGUGACUUUAAAUCAAUCUUAUUGUCAAUGUAAUCCAUGUUAUCAAGGUUUGAAUUGUUCAGAAUUAAUUCCAAGAAAACAACAAGUGCAAUUCAAUUUAAAGCGUGAUAACUUCAUCAUUUCUUUAAUUCUUACAUUAUUAACAUUAUUGAACAAUCAUCUGACCGUAGAACUAUGUAUACGUAGCAAACGGAUACGUUCUACGAAUAUUGGUAUUUAUCUAAUUAUUUAUUCACUUGUUUCUAUAAUUGGUCGAAUAUUACUUUUCAUUAGUGAUUCAAUACAAUAUAUGAAAUCGAUUGAUUUACAUGAGAAUAUCGAACUUGAUGAAACACUCCAGUGCUUUUUAGAGAAGCUAGGCAAACAUGUGGCAACCUUUAUUUGUGUAUGGAUAGGUGCACUUAUUGCUUUUGAACGUGCAUUAAUUAUCUGUUCGACAGUAAGAAUGAAUGCUAGUCGGUGGAGAUCAAUGAAAGUCUUAUUGAUCAGUUUGUGUUUCAUCGCUCCAACUUGUAUUUUAAUGUUAAUUUAUCGAUGUCAAGAAGAUUCACCGCAUGGAACAUUAGAAUCUCGUUUAACAUCUGCCUUGAUAUAUACCGUUGAUUUUCUUGCAGGAGUUAUUUAUCUUGCAUCAACAAUCAUUGUUCUAAAGAACUUAGCUUCACGUAUAUCUCAUUUUACUUCUGUACAACAAUCAAGAAGAAACAUCUAUAGAAUAUUACUAAAAAGACAUUUUUUUAUAUUUCUUCCACCACUGAUCUAUAGUCUUUGCGUUCUACCGUAUCAAAUCUGGUAUCCAAUUAAUCGUUCCAAACAAACUUUUUUGUAUUGUGGAAUUUCAGCUACUGAGUAUCUUUUUAAGAUUUUAGUCUACCAAUUAACGCCAGUUCCAACUGCAAUUACCUGGUUAAUCUUUAUCUAUCCAUCAAAUGUAUAUAUGACUGAAUUUUAUCGAGAAACACGUUUAGGAAGACGUUUACAACAACGAUUACUAAUUCAUUAG